AUGGAUGUCCAAUUGAUGAUGGCUGUUAUAGUUUUCUGGCCACUGAUUGCUGCUUUCAUCGCCACAACUCAGAGAUCCGCAUCAGCCUCGAUGCGGAUUGAUUUUUAUGAUCAAACCUGCCCAAAUGCUGAGAAAAUCGUAUUCGCCCAGAUGAAGGAAAUUCUCCGCAGACCCGAAUUCAACAACGCCCCUGCGCAGCUGCUCCGCCUCUUUUUCCACUAUUGCGGGCCUUUCUACCCUCUCUACACCGGGAGAAGAGACAGCAGAUCCUCUCACUUCGACAAAUCCGCAAAUGAGAUUCUGAGACCGACCGAAACCAUCGAUGUGACGCUUAAGCUAUUCGCCGAUCGAGGAUUCACAGUUAGGGAAACUGUCGCACUUCUGGGAGGACACAGCAUUGGUUUCAUCAACUGUGAUUUUAUAGUGUCCAGAGUCAACGUCAGCAACCAUCGCGAUCCGCACAUUGAUGAACAUUUCAAAGAGGAAAUACUAGAAAGGUGUGAGGACACAAACAACAACUUCAGCAUGAUGGAGCCUGGACUGUCCUUCUCAUCUUCUCCGCUGAGAUCCCAUUUCGGAACUUAUUACUUCGAAUCGCUGACCAGAGGAAGGGGCCUACAGUUCUCCGAUAUGGAGUUAAUGCUUAACGAAGAAACGCGAAGCGUGGUUGAAGAAUAUGUUUCAGACGAUGAAACCACGUUUCAAAGAGACUUCACCAGAGCCUUGGUUAAGAUGUCGAAUUUGGUUACUGUAACCGGGUUCUCAAGGUGA
Messenger RNA from Oldenlandia corymbosa var. corymbosa, 771 nucleotides. The record is from the annotation of a GenBank genome assembly. Lineage: Eukaryota; Viridiplantae; Streptophyta; Magnoliopsida; Gentianales; Rubiaceae.